Molecule: messenger RNA, 1623 nt
Organism: Spodoptera littoralis (African cotton leafworm)
Lineage: Eukaryota; Metazoa; Arthropoda; Insecta; Lepidoptera; Noctuidae
Source: the annotation of a GenBank genome assembly
AUGUCAGAGAUAAAGUAUAAAAAUCAAAUUUUGGCUGCUAUAGAUCAUUUACGCUCACGUAAAUCGCGUCCUGAUAUACAUAGGAUUUGCAAGUUUAUGUUAAAGUGUUAUAAAGUACUACCUAAAGAUACUAAAGCAGAUCUCAAACGUUGCCUGAAGGAGAAAAGUAUUUUCAAAGUUGAUUAUAAAGAUAAUGUAAGCUAUAGAAACGCUGCUAAGUGGCGAAAAAAAUCAAACAAAAUGUCUUCAUCAAUUGCAACCAGUGAACGGCGGGUCAUAACUUCAGCAAUUGCUACAUUGAUUUACCAAGAUCAAAGCUAUUUGGAAAAUGGAAUUGCCUUUGAUGAUCUUGUGUCUGCAGCUGCUGCACAAGGAUCAAAAUAUUCAAAAAAACAACUUGAGGCUAUUGUCAACAAAGAGUUAUCAUCGGGAAGUUUGGUCAAAUUACAAAAUGGCAACUUGGCUUUAGGUCCUGCAGACCAUGAUGGUGAUAGCUCAGACAGCUUCAAAUUUGAACAGUAUCAUGCAGAUUUUAGCAAUACAAAGAUGACUUCAUCUGCCAAUUCAUCAUGUAGAUCUUCACCUCAAAGAAUGCGUGGAAGGCCAAAGAAACGAGGUGGUGGAUCAUCUAGUAAUGGACUCAGUGGUGGUAGUACAUCACGUAAUGCUGCUGUGCGCGUCGGCGAAAGACGUAAAAUGGCUAAGAAAGUUUUUGAUCCAUCUGAUAAUAAUGUACCAAGCAAACGAAAAAGAGGCAGGCCAGUGGGAUCAUUAAAUAAAAGUACAAUUAAGAAAAGACUUAUUUCUGCUGGACUUCAGAAAUCUGAUGCAGAUGGAACACCAUUAUCUGAAAGUCAACUAUCCUUAGAUGGAAGUGGUGAUGAAUUGGAACAAGAAGAGCCCCUAGCUCAUGAGACAUCUGGAGGAGUAUGUUCAGUAUGUUUGGUGCAGAAACCUCGUGGUUCAAAUGAUAGACUAGUUGAAUGCAGAGAUUGUAAUAAUAAGGCUCACUUAACUUGCCUUCAAUCAGGAUCAGGCAUUUUAAAACCUCGCCCAGAUAACACUUGGCAAUGCCCUCAUUGCAAAACUUGUGUAGUAUGCUGCGAAACUAAUGAUGCUGGUAUUUUAACUGUAUGCAGUAUUUGUUCUGAUGCCUACCAUGCACUUUGUCACAGUCCUCGAAUACCAGAAAGACUAAAGGCUUGGGAUCAAUGGGAGUGCAAUAAUUGUCUUGAAUCUCGGCCUACAGUUGUAGGAUCACCAGCAAUUCGAGGUAGUAUGGAAUAUGCUGCACAAAAUUCGCCUUCUGUGGACCCUUUCCUCAAGCCACAUGAACUUGAUAGAGCUCCUUCAAAACUUGUGGAGGAGAUUCCAAUGGACCCAAGUAUUCCAGAUAUAUCGAAUUGGAAUACUGAUGAUGUUUUUGAUUAUUUCAAACAGCAUUUACCUGAAGCUGCUCCGAUUCUUAAAGAACAGGAAUUUGAUGGUCAAGCAUUGAGUAUGGCGCGGCGUGCAGAUAUAGUACGAGGCCUGGGAUUACCUUUAGGCCCUGCAUUGGCCUUAUAUCGCAUUAUCGUUAAAUUACAAACAAGAAAAGACGACUGGACAAUGUGUUGGGGUUAA